AAAAACACUGCACGUACCUCAAUAUUCCGUUUUCUGCCAUGAACUACAAAUUGGGAACCACUUUCCACAAAAUAUACACAACUAUAAGUAAAGUUAAAUUCAGUCUCUCUUUUGGGACUAAUAAUGUUGAUUUUAAAGCAACCCGAAAGUUAUCUUACUUGCAAAUCGAACAACAACAAGAAACUUCUUACACAACAAGAAGUAGCAAUUAUGUCGGGUCAAAAUCAAAUUUUUUCGAACAAUCUCUUGCAGCCCAGUUGGAAUGUAUGUUCCGGGAUUGUUCAAAUUUUGAUGCAUCAAUGGUGCAACGAGUUAGACAAAUUCAUGCUCAUGUUGUUGUUAGUGGCAUGAGUGAUAGUCUUACAUUGGGUUCAAGAAUUUUGGGGAUGUAUAUUCUUUGUGGAAGAUUCAAUGAUGCUGGUAACUUGUUUUUCAGACUUCAAUUAUGUUAUAGUCUUCCUUGGAAUUGGUUAAUAAGAGGUUUUUCUAUGUUGGGUUGGUUUGAUUUUGCAUUGAUGUUUUUCUUUAGGAUGUUGGGUUGUAAUGUUGCACCUGAUAAGUACACAUUCCCUUAUGUGAUUAAAGCAUGUGGUGGUUUGAAUAAUGUUCCAUUAUGUAAGAUGGUUCAUGAUUUGGCUCGGUCCAUGGGAUUUCAUAUGGAUUUGUUUAUUGGUAGUUCUUUGAUAAAGUUGUAUACAGAUAAUGGUUAUAUUCAUGAUGCUAGAUAUCUGUUUGAUGAAUUGCCUCUGAGAGAUUGCAUUUUGUGGAAUGUCAUGCUCAAUGGUUAUGUGAAAAAUGGGGAUUUUGGCACGGCGAUUAGAACUUUUCAGGACAUGAGGAACUCUAACAGUAAGCCUAAUUCGGUCACGUUUAUUUGUCUUUUGUCUAUAUGUGCUACGAGAGGGUUACUUGGUGGCGGUAUUCAGCUUCACGGUCUUGUUAUUAGGAGUGGAUUUGAGUCUGAUCCUCAGUUGGCUAACACGCUUAUUACAAUGUACUCCAAAUGUGGGAACCUUUUUUAUGCUCGCAAGCUUUUCGAUACGAUGCUACAGACUGAUACUGUGACUUGGAAUGGUUUGAUUGCUGGAUAUGUACAAAACGGAUUUACAGACGAGGCUGUAACUUUGUUUAAAGCAAUGAUCGCUAGUGGAGUCAAACCUGAUUCGAUCACAUUUGCAAGUUUUCUUCCUUCUAUUCUUGAAUCUGGGAGUCUCAAUAAUUGUAAGGAAGUUCAUAGUUAUAUAGUGCGGCACGGGGUGCCUUUUGAUGUCUACUUGAAGAGCGCUCUGGUUGACAUAUACUUCAAGGGUGGAGAUGUGGAGAUGGCUCGCAAGACUUUCCAGCAGAAUACAUUGGUUGAUAUUGCAGUUUGCACGGCUAUGAUCUCAGGCUACGUACUGAACGGGAUGAAUAUUGAAGCUAUUAACAUUUUUAGGUGGUUAGUUCAAGAGGGAAUUAUGCCUAAUUGCCUGACCAUGGCUAGUGUUUUGCCAGCUUGUGCUGCUUUGGCAUCUCUCAAAUCAGGGAAGGAAUUGCACUGUGACAUUCUGAAAAAAGGACUGGAGAAUGUGUGUCAAGUGGGAUCUUCCAUCACAUAUAUGUAUGCAAAAUGUGGAAGAUUGGAUCUUGCAUAUCAAUUUUUCAGAAGAUUGCCUGAAAAAGAUAGUGUUUGUUGGAACCUAAUGAUUGUAAGUUUCUCGCAGAAUGGGAAACCUGAAAUGGCCAUCAAUCUUUUUCGUCAAAUGGGAAUGAGUGGAACAAAGUUUGACUCUGUGAGCCUCUCAGCUACUCUAUCUGCUUGUGCAAAUUUAUCUGCACUCUAUCACGGGAGAGAGUUACAUUGCUUUGUGGUAAGAAAUUCAUUUAUCUCCGACACUUUUGUUGCAAGUGUACUAAUAGACAUGUAUUCUAAAUGCGGAAAACUAGCUUUGGCUCGAUGUGUGUUCGACAUGAUGGGUUUGAAGAAUGAAGUUUCAUGGAAUAGCAUUAUUGCUGCCUAUGGAAACCACGGUCGUCCUAGAGAAUGCCUUGAUCUAUUUCAUAAAAUGUUAGAAUCUGGGAUUCACCCUGAUCAUGUUACUUUUCUUGUUAUAAUGUCUGCUUGUGGGCAUGCAGGCCUAGUCGAUGAAGGUAUAUCCUAUUUACGUUGCAUGACCGAGGAAUAUGGGAUAAGUGCUAGGAUGGAGCACUUUGCAUGCAUGGUAGAUUUGUAUGGUCGUGCUGGUCGUUUACAUGAAGCAUUUGAUACUAUAAAGAGCAUGCCAUUCACCCCAGAUGCAGGUACUUGGGGGUCAUUGCUCGGAGCUUGUCGGCUUCAUGGCAAUGUUGAGUUAGCUAAACUUGCUUCAACGCAUCUUCUUGAGUUAGACCCGGAAAAUUCUGGAUACUAUGUUUUGCUUUCAAAUGUACAUGCUGGUGCGGGGGAAUGGGAAAGUGUUGUUAAGGUUAGAAGUUUAAUGAAGGAAAAAGGGGUUCAGAAGAUACCUGGAUAUAGCUGGAUUGAUGUCAUUGGUGGCACUCAUAUGUUUUCUGCUGCCGAUGGAAGUCACCCUCAAUCUGAUGAGAUCUAUUUGAUUUUGAAGAGUCUUCUUCUUGAGUUGAGAAAACAGGGUUAUGUUCCUCAACCUUAUCUUCCAUUGCACCCACAAAUCAUGAGCAAUAAUUGAUUUAUUUCAUGUUCUCAUCAUCAGUCAUAACACAUAUUGUUUGAUGAGGCAAUACAUAUCAUUAUUACAAAAAUACCAACUGAACUUAUUUAUGGGAAUGCUUCCAGGCACCCCUUAUGCUGCUAAUUGUCAAGAUGUGAUUAUUCAUCAUUAUAUGUGUUUUGCAGCACUAACAUAUAAUUCGAAGUUAUACUUCAAAUAUUUGUAUGCCCUGCACAAGUAUUAGAAAGAGAACUAAAACACAGAAAAAGAAGCGGUCUUUGUUAUUUAUGGUUUGGAAAUAGUAUUUAAGAACUACGAAAUGCAAAACCCACAAAAAUAUUAUUAUCUUUGGAUUUGGAAGACAUGUCCACCAUAAAUUACAAAAGUGCACUCCCUGCAAUAUAUGCUGCUAAAUUACAAACACCCAGAAGCCAGCUUCUUGGCAAGUUUUUCUUGUUUAUGGGAUGCUUAUAAAACCAUCAACAACAACCAAACUUUAUCCCACUGAGUAGGGUCAACUACAUGGACCAAACGACACCAUAACGUUCUAUCAUUUCAAAAUAUUCCAGUGCAUUAUGGUAAAGAUGCGAAGUUGACUGUCUCUCGUGAUGGUGUUCUUCUUCCAAUGAGUCGAUCUCUUGUCAAAUCUAAGAAGAGGACAGAUGUACAGAUAAGUAAGACUUUCUGUCUUUGAUUGAAUCUCUCACAGGCACUCUUAUUUUGAUUAUUUUUCUCAAAGAUUAACCAUUUCAAAAGUUUAAUCUAUUGGGUGGAAACCCAUAAAUGGUAUUUCUUACAUUUUCAUUUUAUCGUGCUUGGUUUGUUGCUCAUAAUAUUGUUAUUUGUUCACAUUAACCAAUUUAAAUUUAUCGCUUAAAAUAAGUUGAUCUUA
Messenger RNA from Cicer arietinum (chickpea), 3540 nucleotides. Its product is annotated as pentatricopeptide repeat-containing protein At4g21300. NCBI's taxonomy places the organism in Eukaryota, Viridiplantae, Streptophyta, Magnoliopsida, Fabales, Fabaceae. The record is from RefSeq and is a predicted model, not a curated record. Gene Ontology annotation, molecular function: RNA binding; protein binding. Gene Ontology annotation, biological process: RNA modification. Gene Ontology annotation, cellular component: intracellular membrane-bounded organelle.